UACACCGCUCCCCCCGAUUUCUUCCACGAGCCAACAAGGCAAUGAAGCUCCAAAAUGGCACCGCAUUCCUCGACCUCUCAUGACUCGAAUCCGACAAUCUCCUUUACUUGCUUCAACAAGUUACCCGUCGAAGUGCGCCUCAUGAUCUGGAAGUUCGCCUUGCCGGAUCCGCGGAUUGUUUAUAUCAAGGCGAGACGGCUACGAACCGACGAUGACCCAUCCUGGUGGAAAAGGGUGCGGUCCGACAAAGCAAUUGAAGGUCCUGCCGGCCCUGCUCCCUACCCCGAAGCCGACGACGCCGAUGAUGAUGAAUCCAGUUACGAUUUCUUCGACAUUGAGGACUACGAGCUUGAUAAGAUUGAGAGGAAAAUGGCCUGUAAAAGGCUUCUGACACCGGAUGAUAAAUUUACAGGGAGGAUGACGAGAGCGGAUGCGAAGGCCAUUUUGAUGCGGCCGGAAAAACAUCGAGCAAUCGAACUACCUGGCAUUCAUCGUCCAGCGCAUUUGCAUGGGGUUUACUCUGAAUCAGGUAUACCUUCCUUGUUGCUCGUCUGCAAAGAAUCCUUUGGUGUGGCUUCCAAAUCCUAUACUGCGGCGUUUGGAGCCAAGGGAGCCUUCCCUCAGACCUAUUUUGAUUUUCAUCGUGAUACACUACAUAUCGAUUUCAACUCCUUGAGGAGUUUGCAUAAAUCUGCGUACUGGUAUCGGAUAUCCGGUGUGGAUUACGAUCCUUCUGGGGAGAUCCCAGCCUUAACUCCUACGGACGAAACGUCUAUGGUUGAGUCUCUCUCAGUCUCCUUGAGCCUUCCAGCUGUCGAACUUGCUCUGGAAUCUAGUGAUAGAUUCAGCACUUUUUUGUAUUCUCUGCAUAGGCUUUUUCCACGUUUGAAACGACUUACUAUUGUUGAACGUCAUUAUGCUCCGGCUGAGCUUUGCGACGACGACGUCGACAAGCGUGCUGAAGACAUGAAAGAAUUGAAAUUCGUCGAGUCAACAAUACACCUCCUCCAAAACCACCUCCAAUUCAAUGGGCAUCCUAUCUUCUUGGGCGAUUACAGACACAUACAGUCCGGGCGACGUCAACUGAGUGUACUCGACCCGCCUGAAUGGGUUGAAGACGCUCGCCGUAUUUCGGAGCAACAUUCGAAUACCUCCUGGCCGUUCUUCCAGGUCGAUUACAAAUCCAUAAUCGCCGAAGCCUACGAGAAUAAGCUGUUGAAGCAAGCUGCCGAACCUAAUAAAAGGUUUGACAGAUAUGGCUGGCCCAUUUAUCGUUCUGAAGACGACUUCGACGAUGACUCCGAAGAUGACUUCAACAGGGAUCCUUGGCUGGAUGAAUAUAUCGAUGGCCUGGGAGAUGAGUUCGAUCAUCACGCCAUACGAGAAAUCCUCUAUACCCUAAAAGAUAAAGAUAACUAUUUGCCGGAAGAUGACGACGUCCUGAAAGUGAACGAUGUCCUGAAAGAUAACGAUGUCCUGGAAGAUGACUAUGACCUGGAAGGAGUAACCGACGAGGACAUGCUGCGUCUCGCCAAUGAGGCAGAAGCAUCGAUGACUUGAGUCUCGCUUGAUACCUAGCAAAGGGCUAUCUGACUCGGCCUUUGUAAACUAUGGACAACCCCCUUUAAUAACUGAUACCGACAAUCUCAACAGAAUAGCAAUUAAUGUAUUCUCUAGGCAUGCCAAGAUUCGAAUA
Molecule: messenger RNA, 1696 nt
Organism: Amorphotheca resinae ATCC 22711
Lineage: Eukaryota; Fungi; Ascomycota; Leotiomycetes; Helotiales; Amorphothecaceae
Exons: 2
Coding region: 55-1560 (501 amino acids)
Source: RefSeq, a predicted model, not a curated record